GAACUUACACAGAUCCUGAUACUCAAUAAGAAGAUUUCGCUGAAAGUCCUUACCAUCCACUCUUCUCUACUCAACUAUCCCAUCUCAGACUUACUGACCAGAAGACACCUGAGUCCACGUGCUCUGCUUUCACACCUCAAAGUUCUUCUUCAACACGGAAAUGCGUUAUUCUAGGACUUGUCUGGCUGUGGGCUGUCUUUUAAUAUGGAUAUGCUGUUGCUGCACACCAGUUCGACCAUUUUCCCGUGCUUACCUGGACAUGGUAGAGGAUCUUAAAUCAGACAUGAUGAUGCCCUUCAACGGUGACAAGCAUGUUGAAGCCAGUAUGAUAGAUUUCAAUCGGAUCCGAAACAAAAUGAAACAAGAUAAUAAAAGGACAGCUGCUAUGGGAGUUGAUCUACCUGAUUACAUCCUUCACUAUAAGGGCGGAUGGCCUGACCUGUCAUCCUUCAGAGAACGGAUGCAGAAAAGCGGAAGAAGAUGAAUUAUGUUGUUUUUUCUCGGAAGGAUGAAUCAAUCUUCUUGGUGUAUUAUUCUUAAUAUUUAAUCAGUGUAGAAUAUAUUCUUAUGUUUCCCAUUAUGUAAAACUGUCGAACAUGUACGAUAAAGAAUAUUUAAAUAAAUGACACCAACCUGCAUGUAUAUAAAA
Limulus polyphemus (Atlantic horseshoe crab) is the source of this 649-nucleotide messenger RNA. RefSeq lists its product as uncharacterized. NCBI's taxonomy places the organism in Eukaryota, Metazoa, Arthropoda, Merostomata, Xiphosura, Limulidae. The transcript is spliced from 3 exons. The coding region runs from base 161 to 484 and encodes 107 amino acids. The record is from RefSeq and is a predicted model, not a curated record.